Messenger RNA from Pterocles gutturalis (yellow-throated sandgrouse), 1381 nucleotides. RefSeq names its product chromodomain-helicase-DNA-binding protein 5-like. Gene Ontology annotation, cellular component: chromatin; nucleus; NuRD complex. The annotation marks the transcript as partial. Gene Ontology annotation, biological process: chromatin remodeling; negative regulation of transcription by RNA polymerase II. Gene Ontology annotation, molecular function: DNA binding; ATP hydrolysis activity; histone binding. The record is from RefSeq and is a predicted model, not a curated record. The transcript is spliced from 14 exons. Lineage: Eukaryota; Metazoa; Chordata; Aves; Pterocliformes; Pteroclidae.
UUCGGGACAGAAGAGCUCUUCAAAGAUGACUCAACCAAGGGAGGUGACAAUAAGGACGUGGAUGACAGCAGCGUGAUCCACUACGAUGACGCUGCUAUCUCUAAGCUUCUGGACCGCAACCAGGAUGCGACCGAUGACACGGAGCUGCAGAACAUGAAUGAGUAUCUCAGCUCCUUCAAGGUGGCCCAGUAUGUUGUGAGAGAAGAGGAUGGUGAGGAGGUGGAACGCGAGAUCAUCAAGCAAGAGGAGAACGUGGACCCCGACUACUGGGAGAAGCUGCUGCGGCACCACUAUGAGCAGCAGCAGGAAGAUCUGGCCAGGAACCUGGGGAAGGGGAAGAGAAUCCGCAAGCAGGUCAACUACAAUGACGCCUCGCAGGAGGACCAAGAGUGGCAGGACGAGCUCUCUGACAACCAGUCGGAGUAUUCCAUCGGCUCCGAGGAUGAGGAUGAAGACUUUGAAGAGAGGCCAGAAGGCGGCAGAAGACAAUCCCGGAGGCAGCUGAAGAGUGACCGGGACAAGCCUCUCCCUCCUUUGCUGGCGAGAGUUGGGGGGAACAUCGAGGUUCUGGGCUUCAACGCCCGGCAGCGCAAGGCUUUCCUGAAUGCCAUCAUGCGCUGGGGCAUGCCGCCCCAGGACGCCUUCAACUCCCACUGGCUGGUCCGUGGGCCGAGGGGGGCUGAGGUCCAGCUUUCCUCCCGCAGGGCGUACGUCUCUCUUUUCAUGAGACAUCUGUGUGAACCUGGGGCAGACGCACGUGGUGCCGAGACCUUUGCGGACGGCGUUCCCCGGGAGGGACUGUCACGCCAGCACGUGCUGACUCGCAUUGGAGUCAUGUCGCUAGUAAGGAAGAAGGUCCAGGAGUUCGAGCAUGUCAACGGGAAGUACAGCACCCUGGAUCUGAUCCUCGAGGGCCCGGACAGCAAGAAAUGCAGCGAGAUUGUGUCUUCAGAUCCCAACACCCCAGUCCCAGCCAGCCCAGCCCCGCUGCAGACGGGCCCGGUGGCCCUGGCAGAUAAAACAGAAACACAGCUUGGGUUCCAGGAGGAAAAGGACCAAGCGGAGCAGAAGCCCAGGAAGGUGUCGGACAGCUGGGUGCCUGCAAGGGCCGAGAAGGUGGAAGGGGAAGAGUACCCCGAGAGCUGUGACAGCAAGGAGAAACCGCAGGAGGAGAAGCAAGAGGAGAACAGAAAGGCUGAGCCUCCCCUCGAGCCCCCAAAUCAAUGUGUUCCUCCAGAUGUCUCAAGGAAGAGGGAGAACUCUGUUUUCUUGAUAAAAUGCAGAAGAUUCUACGAGGGGAUCCAAGAGAAGGAGAAGCCUUUGGAGAGCCCAGAGGGGAACAGCAGCCCUGGGAAAGGGGAGGACCAAGGAGUCAAACCAG